ACAAUAUCAGGAGACUGGGGCUGGAUGACAUAUCCAUCACACGGGUGGGAUGCAAUUAACGAAAUGGACGAAUACUUCAGCCCCAUUCAUACGUACCAGGUGUGCAAUGUCAUGAGCCCCAACCAGAACAACUGGCUCCGUACCAAAUGGAUCCAACGCAGCGGUGCUCACCGAGUCUACGUGGAGAUCAAGUUCACGCUCCGUGACUGCAACAGCAUGCCGGGCGUUCUAGGUACGUGCAAGGAGACCUUCAACCUCCACUACUCUGAGACGGAGCGUGACGUUGGAACCAGCCUCCGAGAGAACCAGUUCUCCAAGAUCGACACCAUCGCAGCCGACGAGAGCUUUACCAAUGUGGACCUGGGAGUGAGGAGGCUUAAGCUGAACACAGAGGUGCGCAGUGUAGGGCCUCUAAGCAAGCGCGGCUUCUACUUGGCCUUUCAGGACAUCGGUGCCUGCAUCGCCGUCGUCUCGGUGCGAGUCUACUACAAGAAAUGCACAGGCCUGGCGAGGAACCUGGCUGUGUUUACGGACGUGGUCACGGGGGCGGAUUCCUCGUCCCUGGUAGAGGUCAGAGGUCAGUGCGUGGACCAUGCCGAGGAGAAGGACACUCCCAAGAUGUACUGCAGCGCUGAGGGGGAGUGGCUCGUUCCUAUUGGACGGUGUGUGUGCAGUGCUGGGUUUGAGGAACACAGAGAGGCUUGUAUUGGUAAGUGGCCUGGGUUUUUUUUUUUUUUUUACACAAAUGCAAAGACAUUUUCAAACUGCAGACGUGAACAUUGAAUAAAUUCCAAUCUAAUGUAAAUAAUCAGAUAAAUAAAGAAACACAUCCAUUAGAAUUGGAAUAUAUACAUUUUCUUUAAAUAUGUAUUCCUACUCAAACAGUGAAUUAGUAUGAGUAGUCAUAUACAUGUGUGUGUGUGUGUGUGUGUGUG
Messenger RNA from Ictalurus furcatus (blue catfish), 935 nucleotides. RefSeq names its product ephrin type-A receptor 8 (gene epha10). The record is from RefSeq and is a predicted model, not a curated record. Gene Ontology annotation, molecular function: transmembrane-ephrin receptor activity; protein binding; ATP binding. The transcript has 2 exons. Gene Ontology annotation, biological process: axon guidance; cell surface receptor protein tyrosine kinase signaling pathway; protein phosphorylation. The coding region runs from base 25 to 783 and encodes 252 amino acids. NCBI's taxonomy places the organism in Eukaryota, Metazoa, Chordata, Actinopteri, Siluriformes, Ictaluridae. Gene Ontology annotation, cellular component: neuron projection; membrane.